ACGCAAGAAUCGGUAAGAACCAUCAACAAAAGCUCAUAGACACAGACAGUAGUUUGUAUACACAUGAUGGCACAUCACGUCGUUUCACUGUACAUUCAAUUAAAACCAAGCUAGCUCUCCCUCCCUCCACAUCUCUUUCUGUCUGUCUGUCUCUCUGUCUGUCUCUCUCUCUCUCUCGCACUCAUUCUCUCUUUCUCUCUGUCUUUCUCCUGUAAAAUUCUUGCCAGUGAGUUUUAUUUUCUUCUCUCUUUUCUUUCUUUCUUUCUUUCUUUCUUUCUUUCUUUCUUUCUUUCGCUUCCCCUAAGUGGUCCCUUUACACAGAAGCUUGCUGAACAUUAUUUCAAACUGCGCCCAUUCGUCAAAUGCUUAAGUGAGCUGAAGAACUUACUGUAAAACAACAGAAACAGCGUCAUCUUGGCUGUUUGUAAUAUUAAAAAGCAAACGACGGCUGUUCUUUGGGAAUUAAAACUUACCACGGUGAAGAUUAAACUGAAAAGUAGCAGCAAUGACACAAGCCAAAUUGCAUAUACUAUACUUUGCCAUGUUAUAUCUGUUAUUCUUCGUUUCCAAAGUUGCAGGAAUCCGCUGUGUUCAGUGCAGUUCUCUGAAGAAUACUCUCUGUGUAUCGGGUAAAGUUCCACCUAGUCAAUGUACAUCGAUAGACUCUGGUGCAAACUUCUGCGUCAGGUACAUCGGGAAGUUAGAAACAGGUCGGAUCGUCUACCGUGACUGCAGUGAACGAGACAUGGGCAUACGCUGCAUGAGCAAAGUAACACUUAAUAACGAAACGGUUCGCGUGUGUGUAACAACUUGUUCAUUUGAUGGCUGUAACAGAGAAUCUGCAGAGGCCCCGGAAUUUCCAGCAAGUGCACAAGCCACAAACCUUCAGCUGCUUUUGUUACUUUUGCCCUUCUUUGUAGCGGCUGCCAGUAUGAGACAUCUCUGGGAAUGGGACACAUUCUGAGUCGACACAUUUGACAAUUCUCAAAAGUUUAUUAUAUCAAGUACAUUCACCAGCAUCACAACACUCUACAGCCAAGCUCUUAAGAACAUUAUCAGAUAUUCACCUUUUACAUUCACAGUAUGGUCCUAUCGACCCAAGCUUGCUAACUCUCUGUCCUACAGUAUCAGUGAUGCGGCCACAACUUUGAUUCUGCAAAACGCGCAAUUCAAUGAAGACGCGAAUAUUCAGAAACAAACAACCAACCGAACUCCCAUAUUUACUGUUGCUAUCUAAAUAAAAUAUAAACGCAUCCAAACAACAAAAUCUCCACUUAAAUAAGCUUCGGUCAUCUUGCAUCCAUUUUCCUUUUUGCUUCUUUUCACUUGCUUUUGUUGUUCUCUGCAUACAACUCUCACCCUCUCUUUUCCUCUUCCCUUUCUAUCCUUUUGUCUUCAGUAUUACUCCACAGCGUCAAUCUGUCUCCGCUACUUUGUCUUCUUAUGACUCCUAUAUUUAUACACCCUUUCUCUCACUCGUUUUCAUAUAAUUUUAUCACUGAAUCACAUCCUAUCUGUUUUCAUAUCUAUUCAUAUUUAUUUUCUACUUCCUAUUUGCCUUUCAUGCUUUCUUCCUCUUAACAUUUUUCGAUUCGAUCCUUUCCCUAGUUCUGACUUUCUGAUCUUUCGCUCUAUUUUCGUUGCCUUUGACUUUCUUCCUUCAGUGGACAGAAGAAAAAAAAAAGACAAAAAAAUAAACAAAAUACUUCCUUAGUAAAAACAACAUGGAAACACGGUGCCUUUUGUCAUUCUCUUCUAAAAUAAUCCAUCAGAUAUUUUCUCCUCGCUUAUCUGUGCUUUUUUAAAAGAAAGAAACCGAAACAGAAAAAAAAAAAGCAUCUUCUUGUUUGAUAUGACCUUCUAAUUUUUGCCUCUUGUGUGGCAAUAUUUAUAUAUCACCUUUGAAACUGUAACAUCACUCGUGUCAGUUGUUUUAUUUUGGAAACAGCUGGAGAAUAAAGAGAUAAUAGUUAUUUCA
This is a messenger RNA of Octopus bimaculoides (California two-spot octopus), 1978 nucleotides long. Its product is annotated as UPAR/Ly6 domain-containing protein bou. The record is from RefSeq and is a predicted model, not a curated record. Lineage: Eukaryota; Metazoa; Mollusca; Cephalopoda; Octopoda; Octopodidae. Gene Ontology annotation, biological process: sleep; positive regulation of voltage-gated potassium channel activity; regulation of synaptic transmission, cholinergic.